AUGUACGCAAUUGCUGGCGGCGGUCGGUCGCGCGCGGUGUACUAUGGGAUUGGGCGACUUAAGACGGUAGGAGAUACGGCGGUGGAGAGGAGUGCGUUCGAGGACAUCGGACUGAAGGAAUUGGCGGAUGGGGGAGCGGUGGGUUGUAGAGCAUCGAGUCGUUCCGGUGGAGACGCGAGGGUGCAAAAGUACGAAGGUCCUGACAUCACGCACGCGACUGCCCACCCCACAACUAACACGAAAUCAUCCACCGCCUCGCAGGCCGUCUGCGACAAGAUACCGAUGUUCCCUCUCCCCCCCUCUCCCGCCUCGCGAACCAGCUCCCGCAAGAAGCCCCGACGCUCUCUGAUCGACCCGAGCAACUGGAACAACAACCACCUAGCGACAGUCGGAGCAAUCGUGAGCUUCGGGUUGCUUUUGCCAGCCGGCACAGCCCCGCCAGAACUUCUCGAAGCGGUGCAAAACACCGCGGAACCGUUCACCGACGCCUUCAGUCCCGGCUUCUGCACGACGAUCCACCUAUUCCCGAUCGCCGAAACCUCGUACGAGCUCAAUGAGCUCUCCGCCACCCCGUACCACAUCGAGCUGCGCCAGAAGUGUUGCACCGAGCUGAUCGAGCAGGUGCUGUGCUACCUCUGCCCGCGCUACGAACGGCCGUAUUACCACUUCUCGCUGCGAUACCACGACCGAACCGUGCAUUGGCGUGCGCGCGGAUACAUCAGCACACGGCUGUGGGUGGUCGAGCCGAAGCGGCGACGUGUAGACUUUGCGGAGGAGGCGGCGUUCGUGCUCUCGCUAGCGCAGGAGUUCAUGGGGUCGCAGGAGACGGAGUGGGAAGUGUGGUUGGUGUCGGUGCGGGCGGGGAAGGCGGCCGUGAUCAAGGCGACGGUGCUGGGACGGUUACUCGAUGCCCUGCAGUUGGAAACGAUGUGGAAAGUGGUCGGGCUCAAGGGCGGAAUGCGCAUGGAGGUCGGCAGGGAGUACCGUCUAACGGAUCCGAAGCAGAAGGUCGAAUUCGUGCAGAUUCUGGCGGGCAUGGCGCCGAUCGCGAAUGCGUUACGUGAUACUGAGGAGAGAUAUAUCAAGGCGGCGUCGUGGUAG
This is a messenger RNA of Tricharina praecox, 1101 nucleotides long. RefSeq lists its product as uncharacterized. Bases 1 to 1101 code for a protein of 366 amino acids. The record is from RefSeq and is a predicted model, not a curated record. Lineage: Eukaryota; Fungi; Ascomycota; Pezizomycetes; Pezizales; Pyronemataceae. The transcript has 2 exons.